This is a messenger RNA of Ricinus communis (castor bean), 1730 nucleotides long. Its product is annotated as major pollen allergen Ole e 1. The record is from RefSeq and is a predicted model, not a curated record. Bases 778 to 1275 code for a protein of 165 amino acids. Lineage: Eukaryota; Viridiplantae; Streptophyta; Magnoliopsida; Malpighiales; Euphorbiaceae. The transcript is spliced from 2 exons.
CAAUGUAUUUGAUUUUGUAUGUAGUUCAAAUUGUGCACAAACCCAUUGGUAUACCCUUUAUUUAGUACAGUGAAAUUACUCUUUCAUGGCAACUCUUCUGAUGCUUUUCCUGCCUGCCAUUUAAAGAGCUCACAUGAACACCAUGAACAGUCCAUAUCCAGCAAGUUAAUAGCCCUCAUCUUCUUCACUGCCUUAUCUUCGACUAUUUACUCCCACACCAUGUGCAAUAAAUUCAAAGAAUGAAUCUUUUUGGUUAAAAUUUAACAGCACUUUACAUUUAAACAUCACAUAAUGAGUAUUAAUUCGGCCUUUAAUUUGCAAUCUAUGGUUGCAAGGAGGUUUAAGUCAAGAAACAAAGGUCUAAUCUCCCUUUCAUGUAAUCUUUUUCCUCUCUCUCCUAUUUUAACCUCCAAUUCAGGACUCUAUAAAAGCCUAACACUUCCCUUCUGAGCCAACAAGCCCCACGUCAGAAAAUCCUGAAAAAAGAAGAUACUCUUCCCCACCUAAGAGCUUUCUCUCUCUUUCUCUUUCCUACACAUCUAACUUCACAUAAGCCAAAUGACAUUCACAUGUCUUUGUUUCUUUUGUAGAAGAUAAAUUUCUUCAGCUUUUGUUUACAGUUGGAUCUCCACCAACUCUCAUGCUACUUAUCCUCUACAACAAUAACUCAUCUUCAACUAUAUGAUAAUUCUUUGAUUGGUAUUCACUAAAAUCCAACUGUUCAUAGAGUUGCCUAUCUGAAGCUCUUUUUCCCCUUUCUCUCAAACUUUUGCUGCCAUGAAUCCGCUAAUUCUCUUCAUUCUCUCAUCUUUAUUCAUCAAAACAAUAUCUUUAAAAGUCGAGCCGGCUAAAACAAAUGCCCAUAUCACUGUAAUGGGUUUUGUCUAUUGUGACAUCUGCUCCAACAACAGCUUCACCAGACACAGCUACUUCUUACCAGGUGCAGGAGUUAAAAUAGACUGCAAGUUCAAAGCCAGCUCACCAAAAGUCAAAGAACAAGUAUCUUUCUCAGUAAACAGAACAACAAAUAGGUAUGGAGUUUACAAGUUGGAAAUACCGUCUGUUGAUGGGAUUGCAUGUGCAGAAGCAGCAAUUGAAUCAUCCUGUGAGGCAACCUUAAUGUGGAGUUCAUCUAAAUCAUGCAAUGUUCCUGGAUACAAAUCCACAUCAGAUCAGAUAUCAAUCAAAGCCAGACGAGCUAAUCUCUGCAUCUAUAGCCUUAAUGCAAUGAAUUACAGACCAUCCAAGACCGACCUUGCGCUAUGCGGAAACUAAGAAGAAGAGUUCUCAAGUUUUCUCCACCUUAUAUCACUUAUAUAUGGCUUUCUUUUGUCUAAAUAAAAUGUCCACCUUUCUCUUUAGUUGCCCUUCCGUUCCUUCAAUACGAUCCCUCGAAAUAAGUAAACUUCCCAUUGCCCAACUCAAUCACAGUUUUCACCAUUUCCUACCCUGCACACAAUCCGAGGCAUGCAGUACACCUCGGGAGCUAGUUAUUAGUUUCCUUCUAUUCAUUAUGUUGGCUUGUUCAAGCUUAUACUAAAGAUUUGUGAACUUUAAAGUUCAGGUCAGCUAGGUUUAUGCCACUGUGUGUGUAUAAUAGUGUAUGUCUCCUCUUUGUAAAAAAUGUAAUUUAGAUAAAAAGUAUGCUAGCACUUAAAAGCAUUGCCUACAGUGACGAAGUUUUGAUCAUUUUGAGAAUCAUAUAAAUCCAAAAGCGACACGUUAUGUUA